AUGGCUAAUCCAAGUGAAGAUGUUCAGGUCCAGGAUCAAGUUCCCGAGCCAAGGAUUGGAGGGGCCACCGCUUGGACUGAACCACCCAAUUCCGAACUAGGUGGGGCAACGGCCAAAGAUUUCCCGGUGACCACUGCGGGGUCCAGCAAUUGA
This is a messenger RNA of Puccinia triticina, 153 nucleotides long. RefSeq lists its product as uncharacterized. Lineage: Eukaryota; Fungi; Basidiomycota; Pucciniomycetes; Pucciniales; Pucciniaceae. The record is from RefSeq and is a predicted model, not a curated record. Bases 1 to 153 code for a protein of 50 amino acids. The transcript has 2 exons.